GCGCGACCACGCUGGGAGCACGCCCCGCCCACGCCGCGCCCCCCCUGCGCUGGGCGCACGUCCCGCCCACAUCCCCAGCUCCGUGCGCCCCACCCCGGAUGUCCACCCCUCACUGACCGGAGUCCGAGGACAUGGCGAACCAGGUUAUCAAGUGCAAGGCUGCAGUUGCCUGGGAAGCAGGAAAACCUCUCUCUAUAGAGGAGGUAGAGGUGGCACCCCCAAAGGCUCAUGAAGUGCGAAUCAAGAUUAUCGCCACUGCAGUUUGCCACACCGAUGCCUAUACCCUGAGUGGGGCUGAUCCUGAGGGGAGUUUUCCAGUGAUCUUGGGACAUGAAGGGGCUGGGAUUGUGGAAAGUGUUGGCGAAGGAGUUACUACCCUGAAGGCAGGCGAUACUGUCAUCCCGCUCUACAUCCCACAGUGUGGAGAAUGCAAAUUUUGUCUAAACCCUAAGACAAACCUUUGCCAGAAGAUAAGAGUUACUCAAGGGAAAGGAUUAAUGCCAGAUGGUACUAGCAGAUUUACUUGCAAAGGAAAGACAAUUUUACAUUACAUGGGAACCAGCACAUUUUCGGAAUAUACAGUUGUGGCUGAUAUCUCUGUUGCUAAAAUUGAUCCUUUAGCACCUUUGGAUAAAGUCUGCCUUCUGGGUUGUGGAAUUUCAACUGGUUAUGGUGCUGCUGUGAACACUGCCAAGGUGGAGCCUGGCUCUACUUGUGCCGUCUUUGGCCUAGGAGGAGUUGGAUUGGCGGUUAUCAUGGGCUGUAAGGUGGCUGGUGCAUCCCGGAUCAUUGGUGUGGACAUCAAUAAAGAUAAAUUCGCACGGGCCAAGGAGUUUGGAGCCUCUGAAUGUAUUAACCCCCAAGACUUCAGUAAACCCAUCCAGGAAGUGCUCGUUGAAAUGACUGACGGGGGAGUGGACUACUCCUUUGAGUGCAUUGGUAACGUGAAAGUCAUGAGAGCAGCGCUAGAGGCCUGCCACAAAGGCUGGGGAGUCAGCGUGGUGGUUGGAGUAGCUGCUUCAGGUGAAGAGAUUGCCACUCGCCCGUUUCAGCUGGUAACAGGCCGCACGUGGAAAGGCACUGCCUUUGGAGGAUGGAAGAGUGUGGAAAGUGUUCCAAAGUUAGUAUCCGAAUAUAUGUCCAAAAAGAUAAAAGUUGAUGAAUUUGUGACUCACAAUCUGCCUUUUGACCAAAUUAAUGAAGCCUUUGAACUGAUGCAUGCAGGAAAGAGCAUUCGAACUGUUGUAAAACUUUAAAUUCAACAGAGAAAAUAUGUCCAUCCUUUCACCUAAAUCUUGUGGUCCAACUGGAACAACCAGACAAGCAGGGAGAAGCUCUUCCACGAUCAGUCUCUUAGACCUUCUCUACUACUACUUCUAGAGUAACCUAUUCUAGGGAGUGAUAUUUUGUGUAUAAUUCAUACAUCUCUAAUCAAGGACAAAGCUGAUAACAGUCCUAAAUUAGCUUUCUGAACUCUCCUUCACAUGAAUAAUUGCUAGCUUAUUAAGAAAUAGUCUAACAUAAUAAAAGUAAUUUCUGCAUA
Messenger RNA from Prionailurus viverrinus (fishing cat), 1543 nucleotides. RefSeq names its product alcohol dehydrogenase 5 (class III), chi polypeptide (gene ADH5). Bases 132 to 1256 code for a protein of 374 amino acids. The transcript has 9 exons. The record is from RefSeq and is a predicted model, not a curated record. Gene Ontology annotation, molecular function: S-(hydroxymethyl)glutathione dehydrogenase [NAD(P)+] activity; zinc ion binding. Gene Ontology annotation, biological process: formaldehyde catabolic process. NCBI's taxonomy places the organism in Eukaryota, Metazoa, Chordata, Mammalia, Carnivora, Felidae. Gene Ontology annotation, cellular component: cytosol.